This is a messenger RNA of Marasmius oreades (fairy-ring Marasmius), 432 nucleotides long. RefSeq lists its product as uncharacterized. The coding region runs from base 1 to 432 and encodes 143 amino acids. The transcript is spliced from 2 exons. NCBI's taxonomy places the organism in Eukaryota, Fungi, Basidiomycota, Agaricomycetes, Agaricales, Marasmiaceae. The record is from RefSeq and is a predicted model, not a curated record.
AUGUUCAGCAAUAACACAUACAUUCUCUCAGACAACAUACGGAUUUUCUUCACUGACAGUGGGCCACCACCACAUUCAAAUGAUUACACGACACUUGUCGUUCUGCACGGAACUCCUUUCAAUGGAUAUGGCUUGGAGAAGCUCCAUACUGUUGCUCAUUCCCUCAAUCUACGAACUGUCAUCUGGAAUCAACAUGACUAUCCCAGUUCGACGCCUUACACGGACUCUGAGCUCGAAGAGCUCAAUCAAGGCCGUAAGAUUUUCAUGGACAGAAUCAACAAGCAAAUUGGCCAAUCCCUCAAACAGUUCAUUGAGAAGGAGAACAUUCCCAAGGCCACUAGUGACCGUAAAGCGGGAGGUAUCGCUAUCAUGGGAUGGUCUAUGGGUAAUCUGUCAGCCAUGGCGCUACAUCAGGAAAAACCCAAUUUGUGA